Molecule: messenger RNA, 1445 nt
Organism: Ipomoea nil (Japanese morning glory)
Lineage: Eukaryota; Viridiplantae; Streptophyta; Magnoliopsida; Solanales; Convolvulaceae
Product: isocitrate dehydrogenase [NAD] regulatory subunit 1, mitochondrial-like
Exons: 4
Coding region: 157-1266 (369 amino acids)
Biological process (GO): tricarboxylic acid cycle; isocitrate metabolic process
Cellular component (GO): mitochondrion
Molecular function (GO): isocitrate dehydrogenase (NAD+) activity
Source: RefSeq, a predicted model, not a curated record
ACGUAGCGUUCUUACCCUCUCAGCCUCUCUUCAGUUCAGUUCAGUUGAUGGCUUCUCCAUGCUAGAAUAGAAUAGAUGAGCAGUGGCAUCAUUUAGCCAAUCGCAAUUCAAACCCUAACUUUGUUUCAUAUUAGCAUUUGCAAUCGGUUGGAUUCAAUGGCAGCACUGCCUACCCUCAAACGCCUACUGCUACGCAACCCAUCCAAUCCCCUUUCCCCUUUCCGAUCUCUCCAUGCCGGCGCCGGAGCAGGACACGCCAAUCACUCCGUCACCCUUAUACCUGGCGAUGGCAUCGGUCCUCUUGUUACCGGUGCCGUCCAACAGGUCUUUCAGGCUAUGCACGCUCCCAUCCAUUUCGAGCGCUUCCAAGUCCACGGAGACAUGAACACCGUGCCUCCUGAGGUCAUUGCCUCCAUCCGCAACAAUAAGGUCUGCCUCAAGGGUGGCUUGAAGACUCCCGUCGGUGGAGGUGUCAACUCCCUCAACGUUCAGCUCAGGAAAGAGCUUGAUCUCUACGCCUCGCGCGUCCAUUGCUUCAAUUUGCAGGGGCUGCCUACACGCCACAACAAUGUCGAUAUCGUCGUCAUUCGGGAAAACACCGAGGGUGAAUAUGCCGGCCUUGAACACGAGGUUAUUCCGGGCGUUGUGGAAAGCUUAAAGGUGAUAACAAAAUUUUGUUCAGAAAGGAUUGCAAAGUAUGCUUUUGAAUAUGCACAUCUCAACAACCGUAAGAAAGUGACUGCUGUGCACAAAGCGAAUAUUAUGAAGCUUGCUGAUGGUCUGUUUUUGGAAUCUUGUCGUGAGGUUGCUAACAAGUACCCUGAUAUUGAGUACGAUGAGAUCAUUGUGGACAACUGUUGUAUGCAACUUGUUUCAAAGCCUGAGCAAUUUGAUGUUAUGGUGACCCCAAAUCUGUAUGGGAAUCUGGUGGCAAAUACAGCAGCUGGUAUUGCAGGAGGAACUGGUGUGAUGCCAGGAGGAAGUGUGGGGGCAGAGUGUGCGAUUUUCGAGCAAGGUGCCUCAGCUGGAAAUGUGGGAAAUGAGAAAAUAAUAGCACUAGAGAAGGCAAAUCCAGUGGCCUUGCUUCUUUCUUCUGCCAUGAUGUUAAGGCACAUGCAACUUCCUUCAUUUGCAGAUAGAUUAGACGCGUCGGUGAAGCGCGUAAUAGCUGAAGGUGAACACAGGACCAAAGAUAUUGGAGGAAGCAGCACCACUCAGCAAGUGGUGGAUGCUGUCAUUGCAAAUUUGGACAGAAGAGUAGAAUGAAUAUAGAUUAGAUUUUCCCUCUCCUCUCCAUCUUAUAUUGAUUUAUCGAUUGGGGAGUAUUAGUACUCCGUAUUAUUUUUCUUUUCUUUUUCAAUGCUGCCUGCAGCAUAUCAUAAUGAUUAAUGAAUAAUGGAUGGAUGGGUUGUUCGUUUCAGAUAUAUAAUAAUAAAAUUGGCGUG